AUGAUUAAACAGGAAGAAGAAGCAGGAGCACCGGAUAGCACCUCAGAGCUGCCUGUGGAGGGUACAGAGAGCGACCAAGACGAUCAAGAGUAUCCACCAUUAUGGGAGGCAAUAUUGCUAACGGUUACGCUGCUUCUCAGCUUUUUCUGUGUCUGUCUGGAUCAAACCAUCCUGGCGACGGCCAUCCCACGAAUCACCGAUGAGUUCCAAUCCCUCAACGACAUCGGCUGGUACAGCAGCUCGUUUAUGCUUGCAAUGUGCGCGACCAAGAUGAUCUGGGGAAAAUUAUACAUGUUCUAUCCUGCUAAAUGGGUCUUCCUAGCUGGACUAUUUCUCUUCGAGCUCGGGUCCUUGAUUUGCGGCGUGGCUCCGUCAUCAGUGGCGUUGAUUAUCGGACGAUGCGUUGCGGGUAUAGGUGCUUCUAGUAUAGACUCCGGCGCGAUCGUGAUUGUUCUCUAUAUUGUUCCCUUGCGAAAACGCGCGCUCUUCAUCAGUUGUUUGGGAAGUGUACGGGGAAUUACCAGCGCUGCAGGCCCGCCGUUGGGGGGUGCUUUCACAGACCACGCGACAUGGAGGUGGUGCUUUUGGGUCAAUCUGCCCUGCGGUGCAAUCACCUUCAUCGGAAUUCUGAUUUUUCUUUCGCCCAAAACGCCCUCCCUGCGGCGUCUUGAUUUCAAGGAGAAGACCAAGCGGAUGGACCCCCUUGGCACUCUGCUCUUCAUACCGGGUAUCGUGACCUUAUUGAUCGCGAUCCAGUGGGGUGGAUCCGACUUCCCCUGGAACAGCUGGCGCAUUGUUCUUUUGUUCGUCCUGUCAGGCGUGCUCCUGCUAGCCUUCUCUGCCGUUCAGUUCUGGUCAAAGGAAGAGAGAGCCACCGUGCCCCUUCGAAUUCUCUGUAACCGCAACAUCCUCGGCGGGCUGUGGUACGUGGCAUGUAUAAUGGGCGCGUUGCUCGUCAUGAUCUACUACCUCCCCAUCUGGUUCCAAUCCAUCAAGAAUGUCUCUGCCACACACUCCGGCCUCAUGAUUCUCCCCACCGAGCUGGGAAUGGUCGUCUUCUCGCUCAUCGGCGGCACCCUAGUCACCCUACUUGGCUACUACACGCCCUUCAUCAUCCUCUCGCCCAUCCUCUUCAGCAUCGGAGCCGGCCUUCUCUCCACUCUCAAACCCACCUCCGGCACCGCCUCCUGGCUUGGUUACCAGGUCAUCAUGGCCGCAGGGGCCGGCCUCGGCACCCAGAACGCCUUCAUGGUGGCCCAGGUUGCCGUGAAGCCACAGGACAGCGUGAUGGCUAUCACAAUGGUGUCGUUCGUGCAGCUUCUCUCCGGCUCCGUGAUGCUGGCGGUGUCUGAGAGCGUAUUUCACACGCAGCUCUCGUCGGAGUUGAGUGUGUUGGGGAGUCGUCUCAAGAGUGAGAUUGUCAUGCAGGGCGCCAGUGUACCAUGGGGGAAGGUCCCCGAUGAGAUGGUUGACGUGGUGCUUUGGGGUUAUAAUAGAGCUAUUAUGCAGACGUUUUAUAUAGCGGUUGCGCUUGGGGCGGUGGGGUUCUUGGGGGCUGUUGUGCUGGAUUGGAAGUCCGUUAAGAGGGAGGAUAAGAAUAGGGCAGCCCAGGAGAGUAGGGAGAGUUUGCACGAAGUUGGGGGUGACAAAGGGCAUGUAGAGAUGCAUGAAGCGAAAAAGGUGACCAUGGCAAUGACAAAAGUCCCGGACGCGGACACUAUAAGCGCAAUCACUAAGCGAGGCAACUGGGCCAGCAAAAACCCCGGCGUGAUUCUCGUCUUCUGUAUUGUGUUUAUCGUCGGAUUUGGGAUCGUAUCGCUCUCCAUCUAUCGACAAUGGAUGUCAAGGAAGGCGAAGAAAUCAGCGGUGGAGAUCGAGCAGGACAGCACGCCGCCCCAUUACAAGACCCACCGAGUCUCAUCAGCAAAAUCGGCGCUGGAAACCGCCAUGAUGUCCUCCUUGCUUAGCUUGCUGAUUAUACUGUCUUUCGGGGUCGCAAUUUACGUCUCCCGAUUCCACAAAACCCUUGGAAAGCGCGUUUCUCAUGAACAUCACCAGGGUGCUAUUCACGAGACUCUCCGGAACACGAUAACAUCGAUCCCGGACGCAGUCUUUUCAGACAAGUUUCACUGUUUCCAUGACCGAGUUAUUUGUCGAGUCUCGAAACGGGAUCUUCCCGAUCAAGAUCUCUCAGAGCUCUUCAUGCUCCUGUUGCGUCGGAAUAUGGCUGCUUUUGCAUACUUUCCGCAAGCGUAUAUUCUACAGUUUAUCGCGCCGCUGGAGAGGAAAUGUACAUUUAGCGCAUGGCAUAUAAACUCCCUGAGGUUUCAACUAGGGGACGUGCUUAAUGGAAUUUACCGGGUAUGCGAGCGUGAGGACAACAAGGUAGUCUACCGGAUUGAUGCCAAGGGUCCUAUAGACGGCAGAUUGGCGCUUCGGUACUGGGAGGAAGGAGACGAGGUGGUUUACUGUAGCGAGACGGCGAUGUGGACUCAGAAAGCGAAAGGAAGGGAGAAACAGGCGAAGCUGCCUUUAGAGAGACCCAUGCUGAGAUUCUUCCAUGAAUGUGCGGCGUGGUGGUUGUUGGAUUCCGGCACUCGGUACCUCACGGGAUUGCGAGAAUCUCCGGAACAAUCCAAGAGUCAAUAG
This is a messenger RNA of Aspergillus affinis, 2649 nucleotides long. Its product is annotated as MDR family MFS transporter. The record is from RefSeq and is a predicted model, not a curated record. The transcript has 6 exons. Lineage: Eukaryota; Fungi; Ascomycota; Eurotiomycetes; Eurotiales; Aspergillaceae. The coding region runs from base 1 to 2649 and encodes 882 amino acids. Gene Ontology annotation, biological process: transmembrane transport. Gene Ontology annotation, molecular function: transmembrane transporter activity.